Periophthalmus magnuspinnatus is the source of this 2299-nucleotide messenger RNA. RefSeq names its product regulator of G-protein signaling 14-like. The transcript is spliced from 15 exons. Lineage: Eukaryota; Metazoa; Chordata; Actinopteri; Gobiiformes; Gobiidae. Gene Ontology annotation, biological process: signal transduction. The record is from RefSeq and is a predicted model, not a curated record. Gene Ontology annotation, molecular function: GTPase activator activity. Bases 124 to 1788 code for a protein of 554 amino acids.
GUGGCAGGAAGUCCAAAAGUGAUGAGUUUUGAGUGUUUAUGACAGUGUGAAUGGGUGGAGUGCUUAGUUUGUCCCACAUUGAACAUCAGACAAUACUUUGGUUUGGGUGUUUGAGUGUUCAAGAUGUCAAAGAACGGUGCAUUCGGGCAUAUGAGUCAGGCUGUGUCAGAUGGAGAGUUGAACAUGUCUGCUCGUGGCUGUGGAGGCAGUAGCUCCAGUCUUCCAGGGACCCCAGGAGCAGGUGAUCCGGCCAACAGUGUGCUCCGAUGGGCUGUCUCCUUUGAAAACCUCUUGGAGGACCCCUUUGGUGUACGCUACUUCACGGCCUUUUUGAUGUCUGAGGUCAGUGCAGAGAACAUCUUAUUUUGGCAGGCCUGUGAAAAGUUCAAGAAAAUUCCUGCAACGUCUUUGAAUGAACUGAAGAUAGCGGCCCGCUCCAUGUAUAACAUGUACCUGUCUGAAAGCGCUCCAUACUCUGUGAACAUCGAUGACACGGUGCGGGUCGGGGAGCAGGACCUGGAACAACCUGUCCCUGACAUGUUUAACAAGGCUCAGGCUCAGAUUUUCAAACUGAUGAAGAUGGACAGCUAUCGCCGCUUUGUGCGCUCUCCAUUGUACCAGAGCUGCACUUUGACCAGUGUUGAAGGGAAACCUCUGCCUCCUCUGUCCUCAGAGGCAAAUAAAGGAUCCCGAGACAAUGUGAACAAGAGCCCUCGCAGUGAUAAGAAGAACAGAAAGUCAGACUUCAGCGGCUUAAGAAAUAAACAUGAGAAAAGAGGAUCCUGGGGAGAAGUAGAAGCUUCAGCAGCACAUAUUUUGGUCUCCCGAAAAGAAUCCCAAAUGUCAUCAAAGUCCACCAGCAGUGUGGAGCUCGGCUCCCUCUACAGGCAGAUUGAGAAUGGGAGGCCUAGUGCUCUGUCCUCAGAUGACAGUGGGCGUGGCCACCUUGGGGUAGAAGGAGGUUAUUGCUGUGUGUAUCUGCCCGACGGUAGUGCCUCUCUAGCCCCCACUCGUCCUGGACUGCCCAUCCGAGACAUGCUUCAGGGUCUGUGUGAGAAGAGAGCCUUCCCUCUCAAAGAUGUCAUCAUUUACCUUCAUGGCAAGGACAAGCAGCAGCCUCUGUCUCUGGACCAGGACUGUGCUGUCCUCCGGGAUCAGCAGGUGUCUCUGGAGCUCAGGGUGACAUUUGCCCUGGAGAUUGUAUUCACUGGUAAGACAGUGGGCAUAAUGGUAAAGUCCAGUAAGACCCUACAGGACGCCCUGUCUGCAGUGCUGCAGAAGCACCACCUCAAACUACAUGAGGUGCAGCUUUCAAUGGCUGGGAGCGAUGCACCAGUGAACAUGAACACCAGUGUGUUCAAAGUGGCCAACAAGACACUUCGACUGGACAAAGCCAAAGGGAAGGACCCAAACAUUUCUAAAGGUGGUGAACAUACAUCCACUACACAGGCUGUAACAGGGACUGAAGGACACAAGGAGUUUCGAACACAAUCACUCAAUGAGAGGAACAGAGGUCAGCCCAAGCCCAGGAAGAACCGCGACAUGGACGGGUUUCUGGACAUGCUGACCAGAGCACAGUGCUGCCGCGUGGACGACCAGAGGGGACUCCUGACCAAAGAGCAGCUCGAGGUCCCUCUCUUUCUGCAGCAGAGCCCCGAAAAUGGAGCAGUGAAAUCAGAUGACACCCCACCUUCUCCCCAUCCCGCAGAUGAAGAGAACCCGGACAGUAAAAACCAAGAGAGUCCAACAGAAGAAAACACCAAAGAUGUGAGAGAAACUGAUCUCUGAGCCUGUGUGGGAAAUAUGUACAUAGACAAAAUGAACUCAGCUGAGAAGCACUUUUGUUGCACAUAAGGAAAGAAAUUAUUUAGUAAUCUUUGAACACUACAAAAGCCAGUGUUGGACGUAGAAGCACUGAAAUCUGUGAGGGGAAAACAUUAAUUUAUUCCACAAUGUUUGGAACGUUUUGGAUCUUUCUCACAGAAAAUACGCUCUUAUUUAAAGUCAAACAUGUUGCAGGGCCAGAGACUUGUCAAUUGAAUUUUAGUGUGUACCUUUUUAUUGUGGCUUUUGAAAACUUGUGUAUUUAACAUUGUAUGCCGUUUGUGCUUACUGUUUCUAUUGUGUGCAAUGGUUCUUGAUACAUCCCGUUUGCUGUGAUGGCACUUCGACAAGCCCUGGCCACUGUUUCUGCCCCUUGCAUUUAGUGCGACUCCAUAAAGAAAUCUUCUGAAGAGCGGAAUGAACUGAAUGAAACUUAUAAGCUUUGAGAUUUUGUAGAAAUCAUUAAAUGUGUAAA